CCGGUGCUGUGUCCGCCGGCGCUGGCGGCGGACGGCGGCUUCGCGGCCUCCAACCCGUGCCUGGGCCACAUCGACUUCCAGGAGCUGCGCAUGAUGCUGCUGAGCGAGGCCAGCCUGCCGGUGGCCGUGGCCAACGCGGCGGAGAAGACGCCGGACGGCGGCGCGGGCGAGGCGGCGGCCCGGGCCAAGACCGCGGACUGCGCCACCAAGGAGAACGCGGCGGCGGCCGGCGAGGGCGCGCCCGAGGCCCGGGCCAAGUCGGCGGUGCGCGUCCGCCUGGAGGACCGCUUCAACAGCAUGCCGGCCGAGCUGCCGCGCGGCUCCGAGACCCCCGAGACGGGCGUCGCGCUCAACAAUUUGGUAACUCUUAUCCGACAUCCGUCCGAAUUAAUGAAUGUUCCUCUUCAUCAGCAACAGAACAAAUGCACAACAUUAGUGAAAAAUAAAACUGCCGCGGCAACGACUGCUUUGCAGUUCACGUACCCGCUCUUCACUCCCAACGCUUGUUCUGCUGCUGGAAGUUCUAACCUUUCACAGACACAGAGUUCUGGUAACUCCUGUUCUAUACUUGAAGCUGCCAAACAUCAGGAUAUUGGAUUGCCUAGAGCGUUUUCUUUCUGUUAUCAGCAGGAAAUUGAAUCCACUAAACAGACUUUAGGCGGUAGAAACAAAGCUUUACCUGAGCAGGUUUGGAUUAAAGUAGGAGAAGAAGCGCUAUGUAAACAAGCAAUAAAUAAGAGGAAUCGAAGUAGAAUACGUCAGUUGGACACAAAUGUAGAACGAAGAGCCCUUGGAGAAAUUCAGAAUGUGGGCGAAGGCUCCACAGCCGCACAGGGCGCUUGGCAGUCAGCGGAGUCCUCACAGUCCAACCUGGGGGAGCAGACCCAGAGCGGGCCCCAGGGAGGAAGGUCUCAGCGUAGGGAGAGGCAUAACCGAAUGGAAAGAGAUAGAAGACGCCGAAUCCGCAUUUGCUGUGAUGAGUUGAACCUCUUAGUCCCGUUCUGCAACGCCGAGACGGACAAGGCGACAACUCUCCAGUGGACAACGGCAUUCCUGAAGUACAUUCAGGAAAGACAUGGAGAUUCUCUCAAAAAGGAAUUUGAGAGUGUUUUCUGUGGGAAAACUGGCAGAAGGCUAAAGCUGAGCAGACCCGACUCCUUGGUGACGUGCCCUGCCCAGGAAAGUCUCCCGAGCAGCCCAGCUACGGAGAUGAAGUGAGCUCAACUGGACACUGGCUCUGCUGAAGUGGCGGCUCCCCGUCGCGACCCACAGCAUCUCCUGCGGUCCGGAGCCCCACUCUGACUGGAACACAGUGGCGUGGCUCAAGUUGACGGGACUCCAGUAGGGACUUUGAAAGCAUAUUUUGUAAAAAUAUUUAUCUAGAACAAAAUAUUUACCCAUUAAUGUCCUCUUAGACCAUUUGGGGAUGAAGACACCUUGACAACAAUUAGUAAUUUUUCAAUUAUCUGUCCGAUUGCAUCAUGUUUUUUUAACAUGAUAACUUAAAAAAUUAACAUCCUUUGUAAUUGGUUUAGUCUUGAAGGGUACAUUGCUUUUUACGUAUUUUAUUUACACUUUAAAUAUGCCCACUUAGCAACUGGAACAAGUUAAAUUGUUCUUACCUAGAAGUAGUUUGGCGAUUUUAUUUCAUUUCAGUUAUGUCACCCCCCCUUGUAAGAAUUCCCAGGCAUGUGGUACUGUACUGCAAAACGCAGUGCUAUUUUAAACCUUUCGCUAGAAAAUUUCCAGAGACUCCUUCUAAAGCUACUUUUGUCCAUAAAUGAAAUAUUGUCACAGUAGAUUGCUUAA
Trichechus manatus latirostris (Florida manatee) is the source of this 1809-nucleotide messenger RNA. It is a transcript of the gene TCFL5, whose product is annotated as transcription factor like 5. The annotation marks the transcript as partial. Gene Ontology annotation, biological process: spermatogenesis; regulation of DNA-templated transcription. Gene Ontology annotation, cellular component: nucleus. Lineage: Eukaryota; Metazoa; Chordata; Mammalia; Sirenia; Trichechidae. The transcript is spliced from 6 exons. The record is from RefSeq and is a predicted model, not a curated record. Gene Ontology annotation, molecular function: RNA polymerase II cis-regulatory region sequence-specific DNA binding; DNA-binding transcription factor activity, RNA polymerase II-specific; protein dimerization activity.